Molecule: messenger RNA, 5391 nt
Organism: Dermacentor andersoni
Lineage: Eukaryota; Metazoa; Arthropoda; Arachnida; Ixodida; Ixodidae
Gene: aop
Product: ETS variant transcription factor anterior open
Biological process (GO): cell differentiation; regulation of transcription by RNA polymerase II
Cellular component (GO): nucleus
Molecular function (GO): DNA-binding transcription factor activity, RNA polymerase II-specific; sequence-specific DNA binding
Source: RefSeq, a predicted model, not a curated record
CUCCGUGUUCGGUAAAGCAGAAAAGCACGUGGCUGCUGCUGCGGCGGCGGUCUGGCCGCACACUUCGCCGACGGCCCUCUCCGUCUGUUCCGCCGGCUGCGUCACCGCUACCGUUCUUUUAUCAACUCCUGGACGGGUGUCGUCUGGACUGUAAGAAAACGCGACGUUUUGAGGAGGUCCCCGACGGGUUUUCAUGACACUAUGCUCGCUUGGAAACAAUGAGCGACCUCCUUUUCGGACGGGCCGGCGUCUGUCUCGGCUGCAAGGACUCCCCUUUGAUUCCUACAGGGGUGUACCCGCGUAUCAUCGUGUCCUCCGUUGUACGUGUUCAUUGCUAGAGGUUGGACAACAAGGUGCCUUCCCCCCGAACAGGAUCACCUCUUUCGGGACCGCGACGCUGGAUCCGCGGUAGGGGCCACUCGUUGUCUUUCCUCGAAUUCUACCUGGCCCAGCGUUGCGUCUUGUUCGGAGCUGCGACCUCGUUUGAAGCAGAAGACGCGGAGGUGAGAGCCGCGGCGCUGGUCGUCGCGCGAAAGCGGUGCUGGUGUCGCGCCCUAAGCAACUGUCGCCGCCAUGCCCGGGAUGUGCGAUUGCCAGGAGAGGCGGACGUCGCAGCCACACGGCCCCACUCCCCCCUCGAGCGUCAGGGCCAACUUUGGGGAGCCCGGCUCGCCACUGGCUGCUGCUGCCGGCUGCGGCACCUCGAGCUACGACUGCUGCUUGUGCCGCUCUCGCGGCCAUUCCGGUGCGACCCAACGACGUUCCGGAUUCUUCGGGAUUCGACCCGUGGGCUCCAGCAUGUACGGCAUGGACGACCACCACCCUGGAGGAGGGGGCGGGGGCAGCCUGGUCAGCCCGUCAUGGCGCAGCGCGCACUUCGCGGCACAUUCGCAGCUGGGCUGGCCGCUGUCCAUGACGCUCGCCGACCUGCACGACGACACGCUCCUGCCCACGGGACUCGGCAACGACCCGCGCCAGUGGAGCAAGCACAACGUGUCCAUGUGGCUCGAGUGGUGCACCGAACAGUUCUCCCUGGUGCCCACGGAUUCGGAGAACUUCCACAUGAACGGAAAGGCGUUGUGCCUGCUGUCCAAGGCAGACUUUCUGGAGCGAGCCCCUAAGGCAGGAGAUGUCCUCUUCAAUGCCCUCCAGCUUCUUUUGCACAGGGCUCUGCACACAGCACGGCUCACUAAUGGUACACAUGGUAAUGGAUCUGUGCCCAGAAACACGGUCAUCACGAGAGACAUCCAGGGGUUUGGCCAGGUUUUGCUACAAGACCCAACAUCUUACAAUCAGCCCCUGCAGGUGUCUCCCCUGUCAGCAGAGGUGGACAGCACUGUGAUUCUGAGCCCCGACCCCAGCUCGGGUGGCGAGAGUGUCCAGGGGGACUCUGCUGGCAUGCAGGCUGGCAGCAGCACACCAUCGUCCAAUGGAGGAGGUCCUGGCUCAGCCAAAAACUCCUCUCCACCUCCGUCCCUUGCAGCCACCCCCCUGCUAGUGGACAAGCAGGGUGUCGUGGAUUUAGUGCGGCGGAGUCCAACGCCGCCGACCCAAGUCGUGUUCCCACCGAGGGGAGGGAUGUCGGCAUUUCCAGGCAUGCUCCCUGACGUGGCACUCCACUCAAUGAUGCCACCCGUGGCUGCCAAGCCACCACAGCUGCCACCUCCUGUGGCGCUCGCCGGGCCUCCAGUGACAGCACCCGCAACUGGCCGUGUUGUUGCUGACGCCCCAGGUGACAAGAUGAGUGUCCGCUUGCUGUGGGACUUCCUGCAGCAGCUGCUUAAUGACCCCGAGCAGAAGUACCGCUACUGCAUCACGUGGAAGGACCAGGCCAAGGGCGUCUUCAAAAUAACUGACCCGCACCGGCUGGCCAAGCUCUGGGGCAUGCAGAAAAACCACCUGAACAUGAACUUCGACAAGAUGUCGCGUGCCAUGCGCUACUACUACCGGGUCAAGAUCCUCCAGAAGGAGCCUGGCGAGCGACUUUGUUACAGGUUUCUGCGGCCACCCACGGAGCUACGGUACUGCAAGCAGCGGUCGCUUUUGGAACGAACAGUGUCAGACGCCGCUGCAGCCCGCGAGGGAGAGGAAGAAGAGGCCUCGAGCGCCCUAGACAUGAGCAUCAAGGAAGAGUGCCUUUCGCCCUGUAUCGAGAACGACUGAGCACACACCUCCCGUGCCUUGCUUCCUUUCUUCGUAUACGGUACCUGCUGCAAAUGGCUGUGCAGGCAUCAAGCCUGCCUUCCCCGUCUUGAAAGCCACCGAGUGCCUCCUACGGCACACACUGCAAGCCCUCUCCUUGGUGCCUGAUGAAAAACAGCUUAUAUGAACGCACCCUCAGCUUGUGUUUUUUUUUUUUACUUUUAGCCGAGACAGUGUGUGACAGUGAUAAUCUGCAUGGUGGUAGAGAGCUGCAUCGCCUAGCGUGAGGUGACAGCACAAGAAUUGUCCUUCGUCAUUGUCCCCAUCUGUGCGAAGCAUUGUAAAGGUCCCUACAGUCCACUCAGGUGUUUUGUGUUGCGUCUCCCAUGGCAUUGGUGAUCUUGUAGCAGUGGUGUCAAGAUAGCACCCCGGUGUCGUGUGCAUAGUACUGGACGCGGCGUUUUUUUUUUCUAUUUCUUAGUGUUACAUGCCGUGUGCAAGGAUGCGGUCUCACGAGGAAGUACCCUUAGUGUGUAUUGGUCCGCAAGUCGAUUGCGACAGCAGCAACCACCGGACAACAGUGGUGACUUUUCCAAGACUUUGGUGGUGACGUAAAGCACAAUUGAGUGAACAGCGUGUUUCGCUUUGCACAUGCGCAUCGCUGUGACCGGCAUCAACCGUCCUGUGAAGCAGACACACUGAACAGACGCAGUGGGACACUUUUGCUGUCCACUUUGUACAAGGUGAAUGUAUGCACAUCGCGUGUACAUGCAUGUUUGUGUGUGCAAAGAUUUGUACAGUGCCUUGAGAAGCCAUUGCAAGCUUCCACAUGGAUAUAUUGCUCAUGGUGCCAUGCGGUGGCACUGUCCAUACAACUACAUGACAGGUGUGACAUGAUGUGACACAAGAUUUUCAAAGUGACCAUUUCGGGCUCUGCACGUUUGGAUUCUGCACUGCUGAUAUAUUGAGAUGUGCAGUUGUCUUAUAUGAGUUGCAUUUUUUACACGGGAUAGUUUGGCUGUGUGUAGCUAUCUUCACGGGACAUGCUGAUCUCAAUGGCAAUAGUUAGCUACAUUGGUUCGAGGCUAGUGCGGAAGAUGUGUGAUGUGCCAUUCAUUCGCUGCUGAAUUGUUGUGUCCCAAAAGAAUGGAUUUGAGAUUUCAAAGACAACUGCGCUCAAAGCCAGCUGCUAUGUGGGUCAGCUGUUUCUUUUUUCUGUUUUUAGCGAGCAAGUUUUUAUCCUUGUUUUUGUUUUGUUUUCUUCUCACAAACCAUAAAAAAAGAAUUAAUCCUAGCAAAUCAUUCUUCUACCCUUCAUGUUGUUUCUCACGGUCAUCAUUUGCUUAGGUUUGCACUUUUGGCAUCGUCACCCAUGAUAAUGGAUUGCGAAAGACAACUGCAAGAGCAUUCAUGAUUAGCAUUCGUGGUUCGCUUGUACAUGAUUUGUUGAGUGCUGUGCUUGCAUUGUGCCUAGCUGCAAUGUGCAUUGCGCAGUUGCAUUGUGCUGAGUUGUCCUCAGCAUCUUCGAAUAACUGUUGCCAUUGAAGAGCUUUCUUUUUCUCUUCCAUCUGCAAUGAGUGGAAAGUUCGAUAAGAAUAAUGGAGCACGGAGGUUGGCCCAAUGUGAGUUGUGCAAUACGCCAUAUCGUAGACACGUCGUUGCUUCCUGUACUACAAGUUUCUUUCUGCAUUUCUGUGUCAAACAAUUCAUUGAUUCAUUGUAGUCUCUAUGACACUUGCUUUUCUUCACAUUUUGCAAAAUAUACAGUAGACUUUCGUUAAUUUGGCCGUGACAGAACCGAUAAAAUUGGUUUAAUUAUCUGGUGGUUUUAAUUAAACUAGAAGCAUAGAACAUGCGAAAACACGCCAAUUAUUCAGUUAGCAGUAUCUAUCCCGACUCUAAAAUGUGCCCGAAUAAAACACGCACCCUCUUUUUAUGGUUUCGAAGUAGAAAACUGAAGUUAACAUAAAAAUGACCUUAUAUCUUCUAAACAAAGUAGAAAUCUAAUGCACACCUGAUCUUUUAGGAAGAAGAACAUAGCAUUCCUCCGUUUCUUGCAAUAAAAUUAUGCAACCAGUGAACUUCACCAUCGCAGAAUGCAAAUUUAUGUACCUAAUGUCCGUCAUCAUCACUUGAGUGCUUUAUCACUGUCUGUGAAGAAUCACAACAUGAUGACUCUGCAAUAUCCAUAGUGUUUAUGCUAUCCUGCAUUUAUCACAAAACUGCAGCAAUUGCCAACAGGAUUGUGGCCCAUGCCAGAUUAGCCAUUCCGCUAGCUUGUCCGGAGAAUUGCAUGCAAUUCUCCGAACAAGUUAGCAAUGUUGUCUUGCGGGAGGACCAGCCAAGAUAAAAUCAUCCGACUUAUGCAAAUUCCAGGAUCGAAAUCUCAGAUAUAUGAUCCUAUAGAUACGUGCGAGUGGUGGCCAGGAACUUCGGCCUCAGUCAAAUUGACCGAAAUGUAGUAUUUAUCCACAGUUGAAUGAACGAAAGUCUACUGUACAUGAAAACUGCAUCCUUCUUUACUUUUGGAUCUUGUGCUGUAAAUUAUCAAAUAGGGAAUUUCCAGAUUGUCUUUUCAUCUUUUCCUGCAUUGGGUACCAUUAUUUUAGAUGUCUUGUCUAAGAUUGGUGAAGCUGGAACUGCUUGCAUACGCUGCACAAUGGCUCACUGUUCUCUACAUGCCCGCGAGUUGCAUUGCAGCAUUGGAAAUGAAAUGGCAGUGAGCAAUGACAACACAAGUAAGAGGUAUUGUUUUGGCGGAAGCUAGACUGCAGCCAAAUUUACUUGCUGUCCUGCCAACUUCUUACCUUCGCAUUCUGUUCUUGUCUUCUGGCCUUGCUUUAGUCAUUUACAAUGUACCUUAAUUACUUUAAUUGCAUUCAUUCCCUUCUUCAGAAAGUUAUUUUACCUGCCGUGUACACCAUGGACCCUGCCUCCUCAUCCACUGAGUGUUGCAAUUGGCCUUCUGAAAAUUCCCAUUUGAUUUCCCUUUCUUAGGUAUCGUUUUCAUAUUGUAUACUUAUUUGGGCAUUUAUUCAGAUCACCAAGUGUGACAAGGCCUUAAACACUGGCUGAAACAUCAUCUAAUGUUGAACAUGUCUUCCAUGUUUAGCUCUCUAUUUCAUGCAUGCAGGGAGUGUGUAAGUCAUGGCAGAAACGUGAUCAUGACAGGCCCAGUGCUUGCGCUAAAGAGCUGCUAUGAGCCUUAAUGAGCUGUGGUGUGAUUAAAAUCGUCAUGGAACAUUUCAA